Molossus molossus (Pallas's mastiff bat) is the source of this 930-nucleotide messenger RNA. RefSeq names its product armadillo like helical domain containing 2 (gene ARMH2). The record is from RefSeq and is a predicted model, not a curated record. Bases 113 to 802 code for a protein of 229 amino acids. The transcript has 2 exons. NCBI's taxonomy places the organism in Eukaryota, Metazoa, Chordata, Mammalia, Chiroptera, Molossidae.
CAACCCCAAGCGGCACCCAUUGCUGUUGUCCAUGAGACGGCGUUGCUAGGUGACGCGUUCCAGAGUUCCUGACUCUCGCGCUGUGGUGAGCGGUGGGACAGGAGUCCACACUAUGGCCAAGAGCCAGGCUCCUGCGCGGUUUGGGACGUGGGUUUGUGGGUGUUUUGUGGGGCUGUGUCGGUGCCUCCAGAGGUUCUGGAGCAUCCAUAUCAUGGGCUUUUUUGUUAAGAAAAAGGAAGAACGUCUUCCUCCAGCUGAGAGUAUAUUUCACAAAGAAAAAAUUGUGGUGCUUGGCCACAUAUUGAAGAACGAAUCUCUGGCCAUUGAGGAGAGGGCUCGAGCUGCCCACAGAAUCGGCCUGCUGGCCUUCACAGGAGGGCCGAUGGCUGGGACGUUUGCAGCCGAGUCCAUGAAAGAAGUAGCUCUCUUGCUACAAAGUCACAAGAUGGCACCAAAGGCAAAAAUCCUGCUGCUCCAGAGUGUGGCAUGCUGGUGCUACUUAGACCCCGCCGCCCAGAACAGGGCCAAGCUUCUGCAGCUUAUCCCAAUUCUCACUGCAAUUUUUGAUAAUGAACCUGAGUCGACCAGCAAGACUGAAAUCAAGAGCGACCUCCUGGUGAAGUUUUGGACGUGUUACGUCCUCUCCGUCAUGACAUGCAAUAACUUGCCCCUCAUGAAGGAGCUGAGGGAGGAAGGCAGCCUGAAACGCCAGCUGCAGGUGCUUGCUGCUGGGGACUGGGCUGGGUGGCCGGAGAACUUUGCCGAGGUGCUCUACUUCCUGAUCGGCUUCCACAAGAACUAGCUUCUCCGAGUGUCAUGUCCAGCUGUGCUCUACUUCCUGAUCGGCUUCCACAAGAACUAGCUUCUCCGAGUGUCAUGUCCAGCUGUCUGCACCCCUGGAGGGCCCUGGAAAAUGAAAUAAAUGAUAAA